AUGCAUAUCAGAAUGGAUGAUUCAGUGGAUGACAAUGAAAAUUUCGUUUUCAGUGGGAUAUUUCCGGUAUGUUUAGAGGACAUUAAAAUGGUCAUAAGAAAUAUUGAUUAUUCUCCUCUAUAUUAUACAUAUCAAAAUAAUUGCAAUCAUUAUGGAAUCAAAUUAGCGAUAGAUAAUCCUAAGUUUUUAACGUAUUGUAUGCAUCUCAGUUUUUAUUUAGAUCAUAUAAAAAAAGAAUCCAGCGAUAAUAAAGAAGCAAGUUGUAAAUAUUUUAAUUAUAUUCUAAAGUAUUUUGUACGAGAUAUAAAUCCUUCAUGUAAGGUGGAAAGAGAGUGUUAUAACAGAAUGAUAAAUGCAAAAUAUGCAAAUAUUGAAGGGAUGUCUGAUAUAUGUCUACAAUAUGUAAUAAAUUUUAAUGAUGAUACAUUUCAGAAAUUUGACAACUUGUAUAACUUAUAUAAUACAUUAAUAAAUAAUGGUGAUACAUGUCUUUCCAAUAGUACUUGUUUUAAUAAAUAUACGGAGGUCUCAAGUAGUUGCCAAGAUGGGAAAAAGGGAAAUUUUUGCAAAGUACUACAAUCAUUUAAAGAACUAUACAUUAAUGACGGAGAAAAUGAACAAAAAGAAGAUUCUGAAAUCAUGUAUACCUCCACUGGAACAUAUAUACGGAUGAUAUUUUUAAGUUUAAGUUUUUCUACAUUUGUAAUAUCACUAAUUGUAUUCAUUUUAUAUAAGUAUACUCCUUCUAGUUCAUAUUUAAAACCAAUGAUAAUGAAGCUAAAAAGAAUAUUUAAUAAAAAAAAUGAUGAAUAUCUCACAUUAUUGGAUCCAUUCGAAUAUACAUACAAAAAUUCUAUUGAUCAGGAUUAUAGAAUUGAAUAUAGUUCAGUAUACAAUACUUAA
Messenger RNA from Plasmodium gonderi, 903 nucleotides. Its product is annotated as variable surface protein. NCBI's taxonomy places the organism in Eukaryota, Apicomplexa, Aconoidasida, Haemosporida, Plasmodiidae. The coding region runs from base 1 to 903 and encodes 300 amino acids. The record is from RefSeq and is a predicted model, not a curated record. The transcript is spliced from 3 exons.